Messenger RNA from Schistocerca cancellata (South American locust), 4350 nucleotides. RefSeq lists its product as uncharacterized. The coding region runs from base 421 to 3615 and encodes 1064 amino acids. The transcript is spliced from 6 exons. Lineage: Eukaryota; Metazoa; Arthropoda; Insecta; Orthoptera; Acrididae. The record is from RefSeq and is a predicted model, not a curated record.
UGUUCAGAGAUACUUCCUGAAUAAAGUUUAUAGCUUUCGAACAAUCCAAACUCUUUAGUAACGGUUAAAAGCAGAAAGGAUCGUAGACCUUUCUAUCAUUAUAUGCAAGUAUUGAGAGAAGAACUGGCAACAUCGCCUGUUCCAGCUCUCUAUAUACUGCGCAUUAUUUUUUUGACGCGACAGUAGCGCAAAAAGAGAAUGUUGCGUUGUCUCCUGAAUGGUAUGUUCUUCGCAUUACUCAAUCCUGACGCAAACAUGCUAAUUGCACAAGGAACUAUGUUGAAGAAAGAAUGCAGAUUUUAUGGAUUGUUGCAGAGCUGGUUGUUGUUAAUAGUAACGGUGUAAAAUAACAGAAAGCUAACUAUAUAGGAAGUUAUACGAAUAUUUUGAUGUGUAUGCUUGCAAAGGGAAAGAAGAAAUAUGGAUGAAGAAGGGGAGGAACCCUUUGUAGCAUUGGACUCUUUACUAGAAGUGAAUCUUGUUGAAGAUACGACUGCUGGAACGCCUACACUUGGUGAAGGAGAUCCUUUGAAAGAUGGCGGUCUAGAGAGCAGGCCUAAUAGGCUUGGAGAAGACGCUGUGAACAGUAACAUAAGUUAUGCUAAAAAUACAGGGCUGGAUAAUUGUGUGCCAGACUGUAAUUUGGAUCCUAUUCAGAUUGCAUGGGGAAUGGAUUUGGAAGAGGAUACAUUCUACAAGGAUCUCUUCAAAGAUGUGUCAACUGUGCGGUAUCUGCGACUACACUGCACCGUCUGUGAUACCCAUUUAGGAUGUAAACCAGGUUCUGUGCUCAUGAGGCAUCUUCGCUUGGGAACGCUCUUGUGUAAGGACUGCUUUACAUUUUAUGGUGCAGGUGAAUUUCCAGUUGCAGAAGAUGGAAGUGAAUCAUUCUGUUGCUGGUGUGGCCAAGGUGGAAGUGUAAUUUGUUGUAGCAGUUGCUCAGCUGUCUUUUGCAAGAAAUGCAUCAAACUAAAUUAUACCAAGAGUACUAUAAAAGAAAUUGAAACGAGCCCUGAAUGGAUGUGCUUUGUUUGUAAUUAUCGUUCGUUGUGGGAACACCGUGCAGUUUGUCGUGCAGCGAUUACAUACGAAUCCUCAGACCAUGUCUCUUUGAAAGGAGAUGAAGAGAACGAAACCCCAGGUCAUAAUCAAGAAUUCUGCUGCGGACCUACUGUCGAGCGGCGGAUACCCCGUUUAAAGAGCAACAUGCCUAGUGAGGUUACAUUUGGAGAAUAUAUCAAAGCAGGAAGAGUCAAGGCAUCUGUAAUGAAAAUGUUGAGGAACAUUACUGUGGACUCAAAUGAAGAUUUUAAAACUGAAAAUACAUCAGCUGACACACAAAAAACUCUUACUCACAGUGCAGCUUCCGAAGAAAUAGUAAGCAGUGAACAAAGUGGUGCUGCUAGCAAUUCAAACAAAGAAAGAGUACAUGCUUCUAUGGCUUCUCAUAACAUCUCAUACAUUGGUGUAGGUCCACUCAUCAAUCAGACUCAUUUUUCCAGUAUUAAUUCUCAACCAACAGCAGGACUUCCAUUUCUUAAUCAUGGCAUAAGACCUAACAUUCUCAGUAAUAAUCAGAUUAUACCUAGUGGGCGAGUAGUUGUGAUGCCACCUGUCCAUAUCCCACACCGUACUUCAGUUAUAAGAUUCCCUCAGCAGAACUCGCCAGCUGAUUCACUAUCUUUAGGUGCACUUCUUAACAGUAGUCCUCCAGUUGGUUCAGUAUCACAACAACCAAAUCCAAUGUUUCGUUUUCAAAGUGGAACAUCCCCUUUGGUCGUUGUAAGGAAGAGUAGUGGCGCAUAUGUGCCCAUGUAUGUAAAUAAUAGUGCCAGCCUUCACUAUAUACCAAAGGAGUCGAGUCAGAUUAGUGGAGUACCACACUAUGUACAGAAUCACGAUACCAAUGCAAUAACAAGUCAGCCCAAUCAACAGCAAGAAAAAUCUGAGAACAGUGUUAAAUUUGCCCAUAACAGCACCAUAAACAACGCAGCCCCACAUCAAUCCAACACAAAUGGUCAUACUUCUCAAAAUAUGUCGGCAACACUUGCAUGUACAGUAAAAACAUAUGCAAAAUCUCCUGUAAAUACAAAAUCGAAAACGCAAAGUAGGUAUAUUCAGGUGAGGAGUCCUACUGCAUUGCAGUCUGUUAGAGUAUCAGAUAUUGAACAUAGUCCUUUGGCAGUGAGUGAAUCACUUAGUUCUGUAAGUGCUGAACAGCAGUCCAUACAUAACUCUUUAUUACCAGAUUGUCCAUCAGGAACAGUUCCUUCGGCACCUACAUUGUUGGCAAGGGACCAAAGCAUGCUUAAUAGUUUGCUUACAGAUCAUCAUUCAAAAAAAUAUCCACAAAAUAAACCAGUAAGUGGGCUCACUUCCAGUACAGCCAGUUUAGAGGCUACCAGUGUGUUAAAAAACAUAUUAACUGAUGUGUUGCCAGAUUCCUCCAAUCCAGUUAAUGGUACUUCUUCGAACACAGAAGUUCCACAGGCUGCUGAUAUGAAUCAGACCUGUCCAGAGUUGCCUUCGAGGAGAGAAAUUCCACAGGCUAAAGCUGUGAAUGAAACCUGUCCCGAAUUGCCUUUGAGGAGUGAAAUUCCACAGGCUUGUGUUGUGAAUCAGACCUGUCCAGAAUCGCCUUCAAGGAAUAUAGAUGCCAUAGAGAUAAACUGGUUCAAAGAAAAUCUGUUGGCAGCAGAGAAUGUUGCAAAAUACAUGUUAACUCGCAUAACGUGUGUUCAAGAAGAAUUAGACAGUAAGCCUCACCAGAAACAAGCAUAUGAUGACAUGAUUAGUAAUUUUAAUAAAUUUUUAGAGAUUGCCAGCAAGAAACUUACAGAUGUGAACGGGAGUUUUACUGCCAAUCUUCAAAGGUGGAAAGCACACUCACCAUCCUCCCAUAUAGGCGUUUCACAGGAGUCGUGGGCAAACACUGAUAAGCAGAGCAGUGGAGAAAGUAUGAAUGGACAUAACAACACUCUUUCUCAUGAAGAUGUUGAAGUAAUUUCUGAAAAAGUGAGUGGUAAAAGGAAAAGAUCUAAUUCAGGUCUAGAAAUUUCUCUUCCAGUUACAAGUACAGUGAAUCCACGUCCGGGCAGUGCCGUUGUGCAGGAUGGGACGAGUAGCGACACCUGUACAGAUUCAUCACAGGCAGCUACUCAAGUUGCAAAACCUAUAAACACCACUUACCAGCCAACAAGGAUGUUUACACGUCGUUCUACAGCCACUAAAUCUGCAGUGAAAUGUUGCAGCAGUUGUGAGCCAGAUCAACAGUUACACAGUAAACUGGCAAAUGUUAAGCAGAAUAUGAGAUCUUCACGUAUUAGGCCUGAAAAGCUUGAGCAAGAUAAAUGUAUUCAUAUCCCAGAGAAGAAACGGAAAUUGAAAGAUUUAAGAAUAGUGUUAGAACGGAUACAAAAUCCUGGUCAAAUAGUUUUUAAAAGAGAAGAAAGUGACAACCAUAGCACCAAUGACAGCAGUGCACAGUCACUCGAAACAGUGGCAGUGGUGAAAGACCAAAGGCAUUUAGGAGUAGAUGACCUUGUUAAACAAUUGAAACCUUGCUCUGUUGUUAUACAUAGAUUGAAUCAAAGUGAUAUAACCCAAUGCAUUUGAUUUCCAAUGAGGAAACUUAACUUAGUGUCUUUAGCUUUGGAGCACUCAUGUAUCAGAAUUUUAUGCGCUUGUGGUGAAACUUUAUUUAAGUAUGUCUGGCAGUUUCAUUGUAACUUAAGGGGAAAAAGUUGUAGUUAUAGUGUUACAUACACUCCAAUUAAGCAAAUUUCCCAUUCAUUUCUUUGUAUGGACAUUAUCGUAUGUUUUAUUGAAUCACAUUCUGCAACAACAGAGCAUUGUUGAAAGUGUAAGUGAUAUUUGUGUUGGGGGAGAUUUGGGCUGAAAACAGGCUAGUGUAUAUAGUGUACAACCAGAAUUUGUAUGAGGAGUGUAAAAUAAUGACAAAUGUACAUGCAAAAGUAAGAAGUCAGUGUGUGAUGCACCAAUGAAGACGUGGCAUAUGUUGCUCAAUCUCCUGUAAAGCGCUGAACCUUUAUUGCUUCUACCAUGAGAAAUGGCAAUUCCUUUGUGUUUACUCUAAUUAUUUGAAUCACAUCAUUUUCUUAUGUUCCUUCUUAAAGUGAACUAACAUAUUCAUUCAAGUUUGAAGUAUCAUAUAUUUUUACUGUCCAGUGUUCUACAAUUUUGUUUCUGAUUUACUGAAAGUAAUUGGUAGUGUAAAAGUGAAACAGAAGUCUGAUCUGAUGUGUUGUUAUAAAGUAAUCUACUGUUUACUUUGUGUAACUUCAUUUUAAACUAAAUGUUCAUAUUAAUACAAGACUUUAAGAUCUGAUA